GGCCUGUCAUGGCGGCGGCCAGUUUUCCAGUCUGUGUGACAGGAAAGGAUGCUAGGGUUUUUGUCGGCGCGACAAGCCGGUUUGGACGACCCUCUUCGCUUCCGGAGAGCGGAGUCCACACGGAGGGUUUUGGCCCUGGAGUUAAACAAAGACAGAGAUGUUGAAAGGAUCCAUGGCAGUGGAGUUAACACCCUUGACAUUGAACCCGUUGAAGGGAGAUAUAUGUUAUCAGGUGGUUCAGAUGGUGUGAUUGUACUUUAUGAUCUUGAGAACUCCAGCAGACAACCUUGUUACACAUGUAAAGCAGUGUGUUCCGUUGGCAGAAAUCAUCCCGAUGUUCACAAAUAUAGUGUGGAGACCGUACAGUGGUAUCCUCAUGACACUGGCAUGUUCACAUCAAGCUCAUUUGAUAAAACUCUGAAAGUUUGGGACACAAAUACAUUACAAACUGCAGAUGUAUUUAAUUUUGAAGAAACAGUUUAUAGUCAUCAUAUGUCUCCAGUCGCCACCAAGCACUGUUUGGUAGCAGUUGGUACUAGAGGGCCCAAAGUACAACUUUGUGACUUAAAGUCUGGAUCCUGUUCUCACAUUCUACAGGGUCACAGACAAGAAAUAUUGUCAGUUUCCUGGUCACCACGUUAUGAAUAUAUCUUGGCAACUGCAAGUGCUGACAGUAGAGUAAAAUUAUGGGAUGUGAGGAGAGCAUCAGGAUGUUUGAUUACUCUUGAUCAGCAUAACGGGAAAAAGUCACAAGCUGUUGAAUCAGCAAACACCGCUCAUAAUGGGAAAGUUAAUGGCUUAUGUUUUACGAGUGAUGGGCUUCACCUGCUCACUGUUGGUACAGAUGAUCGAAUGAGACUCUGGAAUAGUUCCAAUGGAGAAAACACACUAGUGAACUAUGGAAAAGUUUGUAAUGACAGUAGAAAAGGAUUGAAAUUCACUGUCUCCUGUGGCUGCAGUUCAGAAUUUGUUUUUGUACCAUAUGGUAGCACCAUUGCUGUUUAUACAAUUUACUCAGGAGAACAGAUAACUAUGCUUAAGGGACAUUAUAAAAGUGUUGACUGCUGUGUAUUUCAGUCUAAUUUCCAGGAACUUUAUAGUGGCAGCAGAGACUGCAAUAUUCUUGCUUGGGUACCAUCCUUAUAUGAAGCGGUUCCUGAGGAUGAUGAGACUACAACCAAAUCACAGUUAAAUCCAGCAUUUGAAGAUGCCUGGAGCAGCAGUGAUGAAGAUGGAUGAAUAUCAAUCCUUAGUACUUUUGUGUCUCUAUUGAUGAAGCUUUUGAAAUGGGACUUUUUUUUUUUAACUCUCCAGUGACAGCUAAAUUAGCCUUGAAUUUGGAUGAUUUUUUUCCCCAUGUUUUAAAGUGAGGUAGUAUUUGCAUGACUAUAUAGUUGACUUCUCUACAGUUGUCAAAACAUGUCUCCUUGAUCCCAGGUGCCGUGGCCUGGGCAACCCCUCUUGCCACAGCAUAAGGAGACAGGUCACAGCACCCCAUGUGGGACCUUCAGCAGAUUGUGUGAACCAUAAAUGCAGUCUCAGAGGAUGGGCAAGUGGAGGUUUCAGCACUGACUUUCUCCUAAUGGGCUGUACACGGUUCAUUUUCACUCUCAAGAAUGAUUUUACUGAAGAUGAUUACAUCAAAAAUAAUAGUUGAAAAUUUAGCCUCAGAAUGUUUUAGUUCUUAUUCAUGUAUUCAAUUUUUGUAAUGAUUUCAUUUAGUUGACCAUUGUCUAGAUAUAUGUUAAAUAUUUUUGGACUCAAACCAAAAAGGACUCAAUCCAGAAGUUUUUAACUUGAGGAAAAUCCCAUGUUUCCUUUAUUUGAAUGUGUCAUAUGGCAGCUUGUACUCAUGCUUGAACUUCCUUUCUGUGAAUCUCCUUAAGAGUCAACUAAGUCCUAUUUCAUUCAAUGAAGCAGAAAAUGUCCUGGCAGGGAAUCUGGCUUAAACAUGAAAUGUUGUCAUAAAAUUGUUAUCUUAUUGUCUAGUCUUCUUCUGUCCUAAUCUACAAGUGAUUAUCAUGAAGCUAAUCUUAUAUUCCCUUUCUUGAUUAUUAUCAGCAGGAGACUAGUAAGAGAAAUUUCUGGAGCUUGAAUACCAAGUAUACAGUUGUUGAGUUUUUUAAGUGUGUAAAUUUUAGGCCUCAUAUCAGACCUUUCAGGCCAAAUGUUUUCCAUUCAUUUACUUUAUAGUUGAUUUUCUUAAGCCCUGACCAUUUCCCUGUCACUUUUUUCCUCCUUGGUGAGGAUGCUUAUGACUUUUGAGAAUGGUAUUGAAAUUGGAAAUUGUUUUUUUUUAAUUUUAAGAAAAUGUCUCCUCCAAACUGCAAAUAACUAUAUUACUUCUUUCUAAUUAUGUAAAUACACAUGCUUAUAGUAAAUAAUUCAAGAAACAUAAAAACUUAUAAAAGAAUAUAAUGGUCACCUGGAAUGAUACCACGCUAAGAUAAUCAUUACUAACAUUUUGGUAGCCUUUCUUCCUGCGUCUCCUUAUGACACACAUAAUUUUGCAUAAUGAGAUGUUCAGCAUGCUGUUGUCACGUAAACUCCUCCCACAUCAGCACCUCCUACCCCAUCUCUUACCACCCCUGCCACAAUCCAAGUUAUUAACCAAGUGUGUGUUCUUGCACGUUACAAUCCUAUAUGGACCUAUGUAGACAUAAGUGGGGAAGUAUUUUUAUUUUGCAAAAAUGGGAUAUACAUGUUCUGUCUUGAUUUUUUUUUUCAGUAUAGCUCAUAGAAACCCCUCUGUGUCAUUUGGUAUAAGUGAGUGUAUUGAUUAUAUUAUUUUAUGUAUUCUUGAAACUCUGGCAUUUGAGGCCUUGAUCCUGGCAACACUGCCCCUCCCAGGACUAGCUCAUUCCUAGAGAUAACAAAGGACUCCCCUGGGAGCAUGCCUUUGAUAUACCAACCAACCAGUCUGCAGUCCACACCCCCAACAAUCUUCUUUGUCAAACUCUCACACACCAAGCCAGUAUUACCCCUGCCUUAAAUCACCCCAGGGCCAGGUACCAGGCAACUAAGAAGCACCCUAUAGCCCAGAGUCUACUGAAAUUAUUCAUUCUAUCCAAUCCUACUAAGUGGACCUACCCUGCUUCACCCAUUCCUUCCCACAAUAACCCCAAUAAAGGCUCUGGGCCAUCCUCUGCCCUCUCCCUCUGCCUCCUGACCCACCCUGGUCCUUCCGCCUAUGGCCCUGCAUGGCAUGGUGUGCUGUGCCUCCUGGUGCUAGGCAUCUGUGAGCAUAAACUACUUCUUUCAUGACAGUCAUUUCUAUGUCUGUGUGUCUUCACCAUACCUGAUUAGAACAAAUCCCAGGUAAAAAUCUUAACACAUUUGGCAAAGUGAGCUGUGUGGUUUCACACUAGAUGGAGAUAUGUCCUUAAUCUGCUCUUGGCUUACUAACUGGAUCCAGCAGUCGGUAGCCACUGCCUGAAAGGGCAGCCCUGGUUGUUGGCACACUUGCUGCUUGCUGACUGUUGUGCUGUUUUCUGUCAGGUAUUGCCAUGAUUUCCCAACCUAAAGGGGGCACUGACCAUAUUUCCCCACCUUGGUAGAUGCCCAGGGUCCAAGAUAGAACCCCUAGGGGUGUAUAUACAUCUCAAAAAGUUCUCUCCAAAGGGGCUGCGGAGUGACUUUCCUCCUAGGGCUAUGGGAGUCUAAUUCACUGACCAGGCAGCACUGACAAGCAGUGGGGCCAUCUGAGUCAUUCAGAUGAAAGUAGCUAAUGUCUGGGACGUUACAUGCUCCUGGAGGUACUUGUACCAUCAACCACUUAGCUUUUCCCUUCUGAGCUUUUCUGAGUCAAAUUCUGAACUGUUCUUCAGAGAGUAGGAGAUGGCUCUGCCUGAACAUGCGUGCUGAGGCCAUUUGUGGGUUCUGUUUGACGGCCGCCUCAGGAGAUCACAGUUCCCCACAAAUGUUACUGUCCAGGUCACAACCUUCUCUGCUGUUCUGCCUGCUGCUAUCUCGAGCGACUUGUUCCUCAGCCCAGUGGAGUCUAAGAGGUCCUAUCCCAGGAGACCACUAGCUCAAUGUUUAAUGAAAAAGAGGAGGACAGGAAGGGAGCAUCUGGUUCUAGUACCCCCACAAACUGUGAAGAGAUGAUGCAAUUAAUAAAAACUGGAAAACACCUAAUCCUCCAUGCACACGGGCUCUCUUAAAAAAGGUGCUGCUUAUCAGCAGGCAAAGGGUCUCACGCUCAAAACAACAAAUGUGAAAGAUAAAGCUGAUGCCACCAUUGCUGUCCUAGAUGUAGACCCUAGCCCUCUAAGGUUCAUGGGGACACCCUAGAGAUUGGGUGCUGCCACUCUCAGCAGAGGCAACUUGGGACCAUCAGGAGCUUAUCAGGUAAACAUCCAAAAGAAAAAAAAUAGGAAAAGUUUAGUUGCCUAGAAAUACAAACCAUUCGAAAAGAUUUUGUUUUAAAAAGUUGGGGUGUGAGGAAAGGACAGAUUAUUCUGUGGACUGGGGCCUUCCCAGGGAGAGGUCGCCUGGAGGCACCUGGCCCCUUCAGCCUGCCAGCUUUUCCUCUUAUCAGCCAGAAAAAGAAAGUAAAGACUGUGCCUUCAGGGGGCAAAAGCCUGAAACAGGAAGGAAAUAAAGGAAAAAAGAUUGCCAGGUUAGGUGGCUAAAUGCCCAAGGAAAAAAACUGGAACUUGAAAUCUCAGGUACUAAGCAAAUGCCAGUCUAGCAAACAUAAUACUGAUUCUAGAUUACUUACUGGUUUAAAGACAAAAAUAAAGCAGACCUUAGGUGUGGGGGAGAAAAUAAAAGGUAAUGAAAUAAUAUAUUCAUAUAUAUAUAUAACAGUUUUAUCAUUCGGUCCAAUUGGAAAUCCAUAAUUUAUAUGCUAAAUUAAUCUACUAAAGAAUUUAUAUGAAAAAGAUGAAAAGGGCAUCUUGUGGAUUCCUACAGCUGUGGUCUCAUCCACUGGGGCUCCUAUACCCAAUAUCCAGUAUUACUAAAGUUACUGAUUCUAUUCAAUCAACAAACAUUAAAUAUUUUGCUCUUG
This is a messenger RNA of Equus quagga, 5014 nucleotides long. RefSeq names its product ERCC excision repair 8, CSA ubiquitin ligase complex subunit (gene ERCC8). The record is from RefSeq and is a predicted model, not a curated record. Bases 49 to 1239 code for a protein of 396 amino acids. Gene Ontology annotation, biological process: proteasome-mediated ubiquitin-dependent protein catabolic process; transcription-coupled nucleotide-excision repair; protein polyubiquitination. The transcript has 12 exons. Lineage: Eukaryota; Metazoa; Chordata; Mammalia; Perissodactyla; Equidae. Gene Ontology annotation, molecular function: protein binding. Gene Ontology annotation, cellular component: nucleotide-excision repair complex; Cul4A-RING E3 ubiquitin ligase complex.